This is a messenger RNA of Vigna angularis (adzuki bean), 2479 nucleotides long. RefSeq names its product cyclic pyranopterin monophosphate synthase, mitochondrial. Gene Ontology annotation, biological process: Mo-molybdopterin cofactor biosynthetic process. The coding region runs from base 1650 to 2333 and encodes 227 amino acids. The record is from RefSeq and is a predicted model, not a curated record. NCBI's taxonomy places the organism in Eukaryota, Viridiplantae, Streptophyta, Magnoliopsida, Fabales, Fabaceae. The transcript has 3 exons.
CGGAGCAGUUCCUCAUCAGCAACCUCUCUCUGAAUGCGGAGGCCAACCUGACCUCCUUCUCCGUCUCCACCGCCCCCUGCAGCCACUGCCGUCAAUUCCUCCAGGAACUCUGCGCUGCCUCCGACGUGAAUAUCCUGAUUACCUCCGAUGACACGCCGCAAUUCACCCCUCUCUCUCACUUCCUCCCUCACCAAUUUGGCCCCCACGACCUCCUCUCCCAUGGCACUCCCCUUCUCUUGGAAACCCACCACAACGCCUUAACUCUUCCCGUGACGGAAGAAUCAAAUCCCGGAGUCGCAACGUCCGCAGCCGUGUGAAUUGCGGGACAGCGAGUGGAAGAGAACUGAAGGAACAAAAUCCCUCUCUCAUGGUCGUGAAAGUAGCUGAUUCUUCUCCGCUCGAACCACUCCCUCACCUCCUCAUCGUCGACGAGGAACGGGGCGUCGAGAUUUCCGGAGGCAAAGACGUUGGAGUCGAUGACACGGUCAAGGAGCUGAGCGAAAUCGUCAUGCCGUCGCGCGAUGAAGCUGACAACCACCACGCCAUCGGAGGGCGAAUGAGGACUCGAACGGGUGACGGCGACGGGGAAGGGUUUCGUUGCUCCAUCUUUCAAAUGUCAAUGCCUUCUCUUUGCCCUGCAAGAUUUCGAUUUCCAGCUUCAUCCCAUUCUUCUUCCCUCUUUUUUUUUUUGCUUUUUUUUUUUGUUUAGAUUGUGUUUUAGUUUUCUGGAGUUGGCUUCCAAGGUUGCACUUGCAUAUUUAAGAUUUAAUAGGUUCGAAAAUCGUGGUUUAAAUAUUAUGGUUGGAACUGGAGCAACGAGGGCGGCGGAGUUCCUGGAGGAAUUGGCGGCAGUGGCCGCAGGGGGCGGCAGAGACGGCAAAGGAGGUCAGGUUGGCCUCCGCAUUCAGAGAAAGGUUGCUGACGAGAAACUUCGCUUAUAGAUGCCAGCUCAACUUGCUAUUUCAUAACAAAAUUAACAGAGUUAACUGUAUUUAACAGAAAUCCUAUUGAAUUAUAUUUACCAAAUUAGGAUCUAAUUGAUCACUUUCAAAAUUAGAGGACUCAAUUGAAACGAACCCGUAAAUAUAAGGAACUCCGAAUCUAUUAAACAUUUAUUUUACAACAACAAAAAAGUCUUUUAUCAUGCAUUAUCGCACACCGUUUCUGAAAAAAAACCGACUAUUUUUUGUAAGUAUUCAAAAAUAUUUAUAGAAUGUGUUUGUAAAAAUAAUUUCGAUACAAUAUUUUAAACAGUUUAUGCGCAUUUAUUCAGUAAAUCCUUAAUUAAGUUAGUAUUUAUUUAUCUUGUUCUUGAACCCAAUCAAAUAGAGACGGGCCGGGUCAUAUUCUUGAACCCGUUUCAUGUAGAGCGAAGGAAGCGAAGGUUCCCACUACCACCUUUGCUGAUAGUCACGAUGUCCGUCACCUUCACUUCGUCACCGACAUUUCCCUAAGCUUUCUCCGACUCACGGACUCGUAGAUCGAGCGCGUUCUGCUGGACAUCUUGAGAGCAAAGUUUGGCAGGUGGGUGAAACGCGGUAACGUUAGCGUUGGUGGAGACCCAACCCUUAGGGACGUUCUCCUCGGCGUCUCCAUUUCGUCGUCAACAGCUGUAGAGUAAAUAGCAGUAGUAGUAGGAUCUGUGUAAGAUGCUGCUUCGAAGAAUUGUUGCUGCAUGUCCACAGUCAAGGCGCAUGUUCAGCUCCUCUGUAAACCAUAGCUAUGAAAGUGCUAUUCAGGAACUCAACAAGGAAAUGGAAUCGGUAUUUGGUGAUCCUCCUGCAAAUGGACUCGCUAGCUCUGCAAACAAUUUGAACAAUGAAGCCCAACUGCCAGCUCCAAACAUUAGUGACAGUUCUUUUCAAUUGACUCAUACUAGUAAAUCGGGGGAAGCUCAAAUGGUAGACGUGUCUCCAAAAGAAAGUAGUAAAAGAAAUGCCACUGCUGUAUGCAAGGUAAUUCUUGGGAAGAAGGUGUUUGACUUAGUCGUGGCCAAUCAAAUGGUGAAAGGAGAUGUGCUUACCGUGGCAAAAAUUGCCGGCAUAACUGCAGCAAAGCAAACUAGCAAUCUUAUCCCUUUGUGCCAUAACAUAAACCUUUCACAUGUGCAAGUGGAUUUGAGAUUAAAUCACGAGGACUUCAGUGUAACAAUAGAAGGGGAAGCUGCAUCAACAGGUAAAACCGGGGUUGAGAUGGAAGCGAUGACGGCUGUGUCUAUUGCGGGCUUAACAGUGUAUGAUAUGUGUAAGGCUGCUUCAAAAGAUAUAGCUAUUACAGAUAUAAGACUUAAGCAUAAAUCUGGUGGAAAAAGUGGAGAGUACUGGUGGACAUAAUGAUGGUUUAAUUUCCAUUGCAAACAAUACGAAAAUGCUAUUAUUCUUCAUAUAGUUUUCUGCACCAGCGUAAACUCUAUACAUGGCUUCCUAGUUAUGGGAGGCAUGAAUGUUGGGGAUAGUUUUUAGUACGUUUCAAUUACUCA